CCCCUUACGGUCAAGAAGAGCUGCGCGUUUUGGUUUUGACAGCGAAAUAAGCGACUGAGGUUAUGUAUGAUAACGCACCUAAACCGUCAGGCUACAUAAAAACAUCGUAAGAUGAAUGCAUGUGUUUUAUUCUGAUUAGCUGUGUCAUUUGGUGGCAGACGUAAUGCGAGUGGUGUGCUCGUGAGCGCGCAGCAGCAACCGCGGGGUCGCGCAGAGGUUGUGAGGCGCGCGCAGGUAAACUGAACUCUGUCAGCAGCACCUGGACUGUCCUCGAGUACAGCUAUUAAUGAGCGGUAAUUUGGGCUACCACACACGAUGACCGUCCUCACCCUCACCCUCGCUGAGCAUGGCGGAGUCAGACGGUGUGGAACUCUGUCUGAAUCGAGCUCAAAGCAGGUGCCAUUACAGGGAUCAUGUUGCUGCGCCAGUUUAGCAACCGAGACCUAUUGGUGGAGCAUCAGGAUACAGCAGACUCAUCAAGCUACUUGUGAAUUUCUGUUGACUGUGUAGCCAGAGACAAUGAUCAGGGAGUGGUGAGAGAUACAGUUCCUUGUAAACUGAUCCUCUCUUUCUUCCAGCAUGGCUAACAACAAGAACAGCACGCUCUGUUGUACUUUCUCAGCCCCCAGCCACAGCAACACUCUCCUGAGGGGACUGUCUGCGUUACGCAAUCAAGGUCAGUUGCUGGAUGUGGUUCUGGUCAUUGACAACCAGCUCUUUGAGGUUCACAAAGUGGUUUUGGCCUCCUGCAGUGACUACUUCAGAGCCAUGUUUACUGGAGGAAUGAAGGAGUCAAACCAGAACACCAUAGAGCUAAAAGGUCUUUCAGCCAGAGGACUGAAGCACAUUAUUGAUUUUGCCUACAGUUCUGAAAUCACUCUGGACUUGGACUGCAUUCAGGAUGUUCUUGGUGCAGCCGUCUUCCUGCAGAUGGUGCCUGUGGUGGAGCUUUGUGAGGAGUUCCUGAAAUCAGCCAUGAGUGUUGAAACUUGUCUAAACAUCGGCCAGAUGGCCACCACUUUCAGCCUCUCAUCCCUUAAGCAGUCGGUCGAUGCAUUCACAUUCCGUCACUUCCUGCAAAUAGCUCAGGAGGACGACUUCCUUCACAUUCCAAAGGAACGACUGGUUUUCUUUCUUCAGAGCAACAAGUUGAAGAACUGUAGUGAGAUCGACUUGUUCCACGCGGCAAUCCGCUGGCUUCAACAUGAUGCAUCCAGACGAGCUGCAGCCAGUGAAGUGCUCUGUCACGUCCGCUUCCCGCUAAUGCAGUCGUAUGAACUUGUGGACUGUGUCCAAACUGUCGACAUCAUGGUGGAGGAUGUGCAGUGUCGACACUUUCUUCUAGAGGCCUUUAAUUAUCAAAUCCUUCCAUUCCGACAGCACGAAAUGCAAUCACCGCGAACUUCCAUUCGCUCAGACGUCACGUCACUAAUUACUUUCGGUGGAACACCCUACACCGACAACGAUCGGACAGUCAGCACCAAAGUUUACUCUCUGCCCGACAUCACAGUGCGACAGUUCAAAGAGUUGACCGAAAUGGAGAUGGGAUGCAGCCAUGCAUGUGUGUCGGUUCUUGACAAUUUUGUGUACAUCGUGGGUGGGCAGCACUUACAGUAUCGCAGUGGAGAGGGCGCAGUUGAUAUCUGCUUCCGCUACGACCCCCAUCUGAACCAGUGGCUUCGAAUCCAACCCAUGCAGGAAAGCCGCAUUCAGUUUCAGCUCAAUGUACUGCAUGGACGACUUUACGCUACUGGGGGGCGCAACAGGUCUGGCAGCUUGUCCUCUGUAGAGUGCUAUUGUCCCAGGAAAAAUGAAUGGACUUAUGUGGAUUCCCUGAAGAGGAGAAUCUGGGGUCAUGCCGGAGCGACGUGCAGAGAGAAACUCUACGUCUCUGGAGGUUAUGGGGUGUCUAUAGAGGAUAAGAAAACUCUCUAUUGCUAUGAUCCAGCCUUGGAUCAGUGGGACUUCAAGUGUCCCAUGAACGAGCCAAGAGUCCUGCAUGCUAUGAUCAGUGUAAACAACCGUAUUUAUGCACUUGGUGGCAGAAUGGACCAUGUUGACCGCUGCUUUGAUGUUCUAGCUGUAGAGUAUUACGUUCCAGAGACCGAUCAAUGGACAACAGUCAGUCCGAUGCGUGCUGGUCAGUCAGAGGCUGGCUGCUGCCUGCUGGAUAAAAAGAUCUAUAUAGUUGGAGGAUUCAACUGGCACCUCAAUAACGUCACAAGUAUUGUGCAAGUUUAUAACACAGAGACAGAUGAGUGGGAAAGAGAUCUUCAUUUUCCAGAAUCUUUUGCAGGAAUAGCUUGUACCCCUAUCGUACUUCCCCAGACAACUACCCAGCGCUAAGCACAUACUGUCUUACAUUUGCUGUUUUAGGAUUAAGGUUUAGUGUGCACCAGUAAGCAGUAGUAAAAGUAAUGGUAUAAUUGGCUGUCUCUCAUUGAAAAGGGACUGUUAUGUCUUCAGUUUUGAAGUAUGCAUGAUUGAAGGCCUGAACACAUCUGUGUGAGGGAAUAUGAAAGCACACUCUCUACUGAGCUUUUUGAGAAUGUGAAGCAUCUUUCUGUACACUUCUUAAGCAGUAAUGUAGUCUUUGGCCCUUCAUGUAGAUUGCAUUGUUUCAUACUAAUGAGAGUUUCAUUCAAGUCCCUGUGGGAUUAGCAUUGAUGACAGAUUUGAAUGGACCAGCAGCGCUGGGGCAAUGUCAUCACAUAUUCAUCUUUGUGAAUAUCUUACAUGUAUUCACAAUACAUCCUAAACUGCAAGUUUACAGAGACUGAUGAAUGUGAAAGAGAUCUUCAUUUUCCAGAAUCUUUUGCGGAUGUAGCUUGUAUCAUACUUCCACAAAAAAUCACCGAAUGCUAAGCACAUACUGUCUUACAUUUGCUGUUUUUUGCUUAGGUUUUUGAGAAUGUGAGGCAUCUUUCUACACACUUGUCAAGCAGCAAUGUUGUCUAGAUUGUCCCGUUUCAUAGUAAUAAGGGAUUCAUACAAGUGCCUGUGGGUUUUGCGUUGAUGACAGACUUGAAUGGGCCAGCAACACAUGACUUCAUGAAGGAUUUAUGGCCUGUUCUCACUGGUAUGGCUAAAUUACAUGAAAACAAAAACUAUUUACAAGAGAUUUUUACAACUAAACUUUAUCCAAAUUUCUGUCAUUUUCUGAAAUUUUGGAUAUAGGAAUGAAUUGGUUGGGAAAAAAUUGUCUCUGGAAAAGUGUUGGCAGAACUUUGAAUUAUGAUAUUUUUAAUUUGGUCUGCUAGCUACAAUUUGGACAACAUUGUCCUCUUUGCCAGCACUUCCUGAAGAGCGUCUAGGUUGAAAAUAUUGAACCUGUUUUCCUAAUUAGCAUGUUGUAACUGUAAAGCAGUAAAGCUGGCUCUGGAUCUUCUUAUAGAUUCAUAUAAAAUGAUAUAUAUCUUGCACUUUUUCAUGCGAAUCCAUGUUUGUUUUGUGAUAAUUUGUACAAAACAAUAUACACCACCUGCAACUUAGCAGUGGAGGUAAAAAAUAUUGUUAUUUUUUUUUUCCUUUUUGGAAAGACAUUACUAUCAUUGCAUAUACAGUUAUAUUUACCAGUGUUUUUAACCUAUAUACAGUUUUGAAUUUUUUUCAAACUAAGCAAGCACAUUUCGUAUGCACUUUAAUAUUCAACAUGGUGAAUCAGUGAUUUAAAAACUAAACAAAUAAAAGGUGCAUUGUGUUCUCUGAACAUGUAAUCUACGCAGUAUAUACAGUAUUAUACAGAUUUUUUGUAAUGAUAUUGUGUUUGCAUGUUUUUCUAUCAGAAUAUGAAUGUCAAAAACACUACAUUCUAGAAACUACCUAAGGUGCUUUUUGUGCAUUUAUUUGAUUAUUACGUGUGUUAAUGGAUUUUUUUAGAUUCUUUAAGGUGUUAGAAACAUUAGUUUUUUUACAACAACACAAUCACAUUUGGUGUAUGUAUAUAGAUGUGUAAUUUACCAUGAUUACAGCAGUAAAUGACUGUCACCAUUAACUAAGGGUUCAUUUACAUGCUGAUGUAAGAUGGAAACAUAAAUCUGGACAGUAUCUGGUACUGAGCAAGUCAGCUGGGUCUUAUGAACAAAUGGCCUUCAGUCUAGUACUUCUGUCACAGAUCAGCCUUAAUCAGUCUGUUUAAAGCACUUAAAGAGCUGUUUGAUUCUGUGUAAACGUAACCAUUUCCUUAAGUUUGGGAUUUCAACACAAGCUUUAACAACUCUUUUUAUUUUUAUUUUUUUUUGCCAAUUUUUGAUUUCAAUAAAAUUCUUUGUUUACGUGCAUUUAUGAAUGUCUGAAAUUUAUAGCAUGUGGUUAUAUAUUUAAAAAAAUUCAAUCGUUUUUUGACAAAUCCCGUUCAAAUUUUUGAUGUAGAAAUUUGUAAAAAAAAAAAAAUAUUGUGUGGUAUAGUUAAUAACACUUAAUGUUUUUGUAUUUGUAGCACUUUUUGCAAUUAUUUACACAUUUGUCUUCCAUUUGUGAAAUUACAUUUGUGUUCUUAUCCAUCUGCUAUGUUUUGUCUGUUGCAAUGUGAUCGAAAUAAAAAUACACACAAAUAUGUUCUCAUUUUUUCAUUGAUGUACUAUUACAAAAAUGAUGUUUCCCUUGCAGCAUGAGAUUAUGACGGACUCAUCUUUACUGCAGUU
Messenger RNA from Cyprinus carpio (common carp), 4643 nucleotides. Its product is annotated as kelch-like protein 26. Gene Ontology annotation, molecular function: protein binding. NCBI's taxonomy places the organism in Eukaryota, Metazoa, Chordata, Actinopteri, Cypriniformes, Cyprinidae. The record is from RefSeq and is a predicted model, not a curated record.